Molecule: messenger RNA, 3535 nt
Organism: Oryza sativa Japonica Group (Japanese rice)
Lineage: Eukaryota; Viridiplantae; Streptophyta; Magnoliopsida; Poales; Poaceae
Product: protein NETWORKED 2D
Molecular function (GO): actin binding
Source: RefSeq, a predicted model, not a curated record
GGAAAGGGAGUUUAACAUCAGAGUCACUGUUCCAUGCAUGGAAGACACUUGUCUCUCUGGCGUAUGUCAACUUAUUCAAAGAGAAAAAAUAAAUCCCCUGCCAACAUAUAGGCUGGUAUCUUAAGCCUGUUCGAAAUGUGAAGGAGGAAGAGACAGAGGAGGCAGGAUGCUGCAGCGGGCGGCGAGCAAUGCGUAUUCAUGGUGGUGGGCGAGCCACAUCCGCACCAAGCAGUCCAAAUGGCUUGAUAGCCAUCUCCAAGAUAUGGAACACAGAGUGAAGUGCAUGCUCUUACUCCUUGGAGAGGAAGCUGAUUCCUUUUCAAAAAGGGCAGAGAUGUACUACAAAAGGCGGCCGGAGGUGAUCACUCAAGUGGAAGAAGUAUACAGGGCGUACAGGGGUCUAGCUGACCGGUAUGACAUCAUUUCAGGGGAACUGCACAAAGCAAACCAUACCAUCGCGACAGCUUUCCCUGACCAAGUGCAGUAUGCAAUGCUAGAAGAGGAAGAUGACAAUAUCCCCAAGGCAUUUACCCCAGUCGAUCCACGUAAAAUUCACAAGUCGACUGUUGACGGAUUGAUGAAGAAGAAGAAAGGAGGAGAGCAGCCUGCAGGGUCGAUGAACAAGAACACGACGUCAGCUCCAAUCGACAAGGACAACGCACGGGAGGAGAUCAGCAGACUACAGAAAGAGAUACUUGUGAUGCAGACCGAGAAAGAAUUCAUCAAAAGCUCGUACGAGAGUGGCAUUGCAAAGUACUGGGAUCUUGAGAAGCAAAUCAAUGACAUGCAGGAACAGGUGUGCCAUUUCCAAGAUAAGUUUGAUGAAAGUGCGGUGAUUGAGGAUGAUGAAGCCCGGGCACUGAUGACAGCAACAGCCCUUAAAUCUUGUGAAGACACCAUUGUCAAACUGCAGGAACAGCGGAAGACAUCUGCUAGCCAGGCAAUGGGCGAGUCAGAAAGAGUCAAGGUUCUACGUGAGAAGCUCAAGGCUGUAAUGGAGGGGCAUGGGAAAUCCUUGCCGGAUUCUCCAGAUCCUUGUGAUAAAAACGUGAGGAAGAAUCAUGGCUUUGAGAUGGAAGAGGUACAGCAUAUCAAACUGGGUGAAUUUGAGACGCAGACAGUGCUCGAGAAGAUCAAGGAACAUUUUGAGAGGGACGGCAGCAUCUCGGUGGCAGAAAUCACAGAACAUAUCGAUGAACUUGUUAACAAGGUGGUUGAUUUGGAGCUUAUGGUGUCAUCGCAGAGCUCACAGAUAGACAGGCUGUGUCGAGAGAACAGCGAGUUGGAGAGUUGUCUGCAGAGUCUGGAGGAAGAGAAUGUGAGUGACCCAGAUAAAGUAAAUGAGAAGCUGAAGAAGCUAGAAGAGGAGCUGGUGAGAGUGCAGGCUCUUGAAAGCUGCUUCCACAAAGACGAGAGCACGAUCCGCUCGAACUUCAGCGAAGCCAUAAGCAGACUGAGUGGUAUAUCAGAGAUGUUGCAGUCAUCUGAACACGGUGGUGUAGGAGGCACAUUGGCAGUGGCGGAUGGGAAGGAGGAGGAGGAGGACAAUGAUGCAGGAGGCAUAGAUGAUGUUGCUGAACCCCAGGUCCAGACGGAGGCUGCAUCUGAUGACGUUGAUCCUGCGGGUAAAUCAACAGCUGACGUUGAUCCUGCGGGUAAAUCAACAGCGACGCAGGAGGAGGCCCAGGCGGUGGACGUUGGACAGGAGAAAGCAGGAGGAUGUUCGCGGGAGAGAGGGUCGUUGGUACGGCUGCGUCACAUCUCCUCCGACGACCUGGGAGGCUGUGACGAUGAAGCUCCAGCUGCAGUGGAUGACCCCGAUGGCAUGCGGAAGCAGAAGAAAGGACAAGAAGGAGAAGGGGUUGAAGAAGAGAAGAAGGUUAUCCUGGUGGCGGAGUACAGGGCGCUCCUUGAGGAAAACAAGGAUGCCAAGAGGAGGCUGGCUGAGGUGGAGAAGACGAACCAGGAGUGCAUGCAUGAGAUCCGGUCGCUGCGUGAGCUGCUCAGCAGUGGCUCAUCCGAGGCAGGAGCGGCAGCAGCAGGAGGAGGAGGAGGAGGAGGAGACAGCAGCGGAGGUCGGCGCGGCCAUCGAAGGACGCCGAGCUAUUCGCUGGGACAUCACAGGAAGCAGAGCCUGUCGUCCAUCUCGAGGAUGAUCAGAAUGGGGUCGACCAUCCAUGAAGGCGACGAGAGCGAGAAGGUGAAAGCUGAGGAGCUGCGGUUGCCAGCGGUGGCCACAUCGUCGUCGCCUCUGGAGAACAAGUUACGCAAGGACAUCGACACGCUGCUGGAGGAGAACCUCGAGUUCUGGAUGAAGUUCAGCUCGUCCCUGCAGCGGGUGCAGGAGUUCCAGCGCAAGCACGACGAGCUGAUGCAGCAGCUGCAGCCGGCGGCCACCGACGGCAACAGUGACACCAAGCAGAAGCAGAAGCAGGAGCAGCAGCUGAGGGCGCUCAAGACGGAGCUGCAGGUGUGGUCGGAGCAGAACGCGAUGCUGCGAGGGGAGCUGCAGUGCAGGUUCGCGGCCCUGUGCGACGUGCAGGAGGAGAUCACGGCGGCACUGGAACAAGGAGGAGGAGGAGGAGAGUUCACGUCGUACCAGGCGGCCAAGUUCCAGGGCGAGGUGCUCAACAUGCAGCAGGAGAACAACCGGGUUUCCGACGAGCUGCAGGCCGGCCAGGACCACGUCAAGGGCCUCCAGGCCCAGAUCGAGAAGAAGCUGCAGCACGGGGGCGUCACCCUGCCUGACGCCGACGGACCUGCAGCCGGAGCCGGAGCCGGAGCCACAACCCCGCCGCCGCUGCCAUUGACGCGCGUCGCCUCCAAGUCCAAGGUGCCCCUGCAGUCCUUUCUGUUCCCGGCCAAGGCCAAGAAGCCGUCGCUGCUGGCGCGCGUCACCCCUGUCCUCCAGAAGCAGCAGCCCGAUCUCAGGUUCCUUGCCAAGCUGCAACCGAGGUAGCUCCUCUCUUCUCUACUUCCACCAUUGCAUUCCGCCCUUCCUUCGAUUUGGACUUCUUUCCCAACUGUAACCUCGCUCAUUCCUUGUAACAUCUCAAUUUUGGACAUGCAUAAUGGGUCUUGAUAGAUAACGACUGCAAUUAGUUCUACUUCUGAAAUGGGCUAUACGUACAAUCUGUGUAUAUGACUCAUGUCCGACUCAACUAUUGUUUUACUAGCUCCUAUAGAGAUAAGCUGAUCCUAAGGAUCAACUUCCCAUAACUAUUAUUUUCCUAUCUCCAUAGAGAUAAGCUGAUUGUAAGGAUUGAUGGAUGAGAAGUAGUUGGAUCAGUCUUAUAAAAGACGCAUAACUAUUGUUUUCCUAUCUCCAUAGAGAUAAGCUGAUCAAUAUCUCCAUAGAGAGAAGCUGAUUGUAAGAAUUAAUGGAUUCCUAUCUCCAUAGAGAUAAGCUGAUUGUAAGGAUUGAUGAAUGAAAAAUAGUUGGAUCAGUGUUAUAAAAGACAACUAAUUGUAAGAAUUGAUGUAUGAAAAGUAGUUGGAUCAGUUUUAUAAAACACGCAUAACUGUUGUUUUCCUA